Molecule: messenger RNA, 1437 nt
Organism: Cornus florida
Lineage: Eukaryota; Viridiplantae; Streptophyta; Magnoliopsida; Cornales; Cornaceae
Exons: 4
Coding region: 1-1437 (478 amino acids)
Source: RefSeq, a predicted model, not a curated record
AUGAAGCAACAUAGGAACUUCAAUGCUAUAAUUGCUGUAGAGAAAGAGACAGAGGUUAUUACUCCUGUUAAAAAGCUUAAAGUUGAAGAGGUUGAGGCUUUUGACAAGAUGGUUAGUGCUGAAGAGAUUAAGGGAGUUAUCAUGAGUUUUAAUCCAGAUAAAUCUCCAGGUCCAGAUGGAUUCCUUGCUCAGUUCUUUCAAACUUUUUGGUCAGUUGUGGGAACGGAUGUGAUUGCUGUAGUUCAAUCUUUUUUCAGUACCAGUGUUAUGCCUAUGGGUGUCAGUAGUUGUUUUCUUACUUUAAUCCCUAAGGUAGGCAAUGCUAAGAAGCUUGGUGAGUUUAUACCUAUUGCCUUAUGCAACCUAUUGUACAAGGUUAUUACUAAAAUUAUGGCUAAUAGACUAUCUGUAGUUCUAUCUUCUUUGGUUGGUCCUGAACAAAGUGCCUUUAUGAAAGGUCGAAGAAUUCAGGAUGCAUUGAUUUUGGCUCAUGAAAUGGUUAAGGAUUUUAAAGGUCCUAACCAUGCCUCUAUGGCUCUUAAGGUGGAUAUUAAGAAGGCUUAUGAUUCAGUUUUCUUUUUGCUAAAGAUUCUCAAGGGGUAUGGAUUCAGUGAAGUAUGGAUUGCUUGGAUAUCUAAUAUUCUUACUUCUACUAGAUACUCUGUCUUGAUCAAUGGUUCCCCUCAUGGUUUUAUUCAGCCAGCUUCAGUCUCUAAUGCCAAAAUCUUGGGAGAUUUGUUUAAGAAAUUUGAAGAUUUAACUGGCCUGCAGGUCAGUCCUCAGAAGAGUAGUAUUAUCUUCUCUAGAGUGGUGAGGAGAAAGCAAUCUAUAUUGAGAAUUCUGAACUGCUCUAAAGAUCAUUUUCCCAUCAAAUACUUGGGAUUGCCUCUAUGUUUUACUGGUCUAAAGAAAGCUCACUGUCAAGGCUUAAUUGAUAAGAUCUCUAAUCAGAUCAAUUGCUGGGAAAAAUCUAAAGGCGGAUUUGGUUUGAGGAAACUUAUGGAUAUUCAAGAUGCUUCUAAAGUUGUUUUAACAUGGGAUUUUUUUACUAGCAAAGAUAGGUUAUCGGUGGCAUGGUUCAAGAAUAAAUACACUCCUCACUCAAAUUAUUGGACUGCUAUUCCGAAAGUCUCUUAUUCAGCUAUUUGGAAAUCUGUGGCGGAGAAGAGAGAUAUUAUGUUAGAAUAUGUUAGUUUCCGUAUUGGAACUGGUUCAGUUUUUUCUUUUCAAGAUCCCUGGUGUAAUGGUUUGACAGUUGCUCAGAGGUUUAGCCAUAGAGUGCUAAGGUCUUUAAAUGUUCCUCGAACAGCUGUUUUGAACAUUUUAAUGAGGAAUGGUGGUUGGGAUUUGAACAGAUUGCAAGGCCAUGAUUUACAGCAGCUUAGAGAAUUUCUAGGUUCGGUGGUGAUAUAUACUGAUAUGGAUAAACUUCUAUAG